GUGUUCGCUGGACGGGGACGCGCGGCGCGCUCUGGCAAGUGGCUUUGCUGUUCUUGUCCUCAGGUACAAAGUGUAGCACCGCUCCCGGCGGGGGCGACACGCCCGUCGCGUGUGUCCGGAGGGAUGCGGCGGGCGCCACGGCCCCGACGACGCAAACGAAACGGCGCUGUCCCCGUGCCGUGCCGUGGCGUGACGAAGCAACUCUGUCUGUGUCGAGAUGCUCGUAAACGCGCGGCUCGGGUGCUGCGGUCACGUGUUUUCCUCCUCCUGGCUUCUCCACUCGACUCGUGUUACUCGGCCCGCGUGUCUCCCUCCGCAGGUCCAACAUGUAAAACCCUCGGCGAGUUCCGGGAAGCCCUGCCGGUUUCGCAGUGACCCGUGACGGGGGGGGGCGUGUCCCUGUUGAGCCUCUUUGUUUGUCUUCCCCGUUGCCAUAGAAACGCGCUCGGACCUGCCGCGUGGGCCGACACCGGAGCAGGUGGCCUCUUCUCUUCGCCGCUGGCUUCCUUCCGCCGCCCUCCCGGUCGCCUUUACCCUCAUCGUCCUGGUGUACGUUGGCUCCCGACCUGGCGGGCGUGCCAGCGCGUGUGUCCUUCGUGCGGGAGGAGGUGAGCGAUACGCGGAAACCCGGAGGAGCGCUGACCCCGGCGGCGUCGCCGGUUGGGACAUCAUGAACGUCACCAAGGGAGGCCUCGUCAUCUUCACCGCCAACUCCACGCCCUCGGGACGGGAGCUCGCCAGACGCAUCGCCGAGCGCCUUGGAGUGGAGCUGGGGAAGGUGCAGGUGUACCAGGAAGCAAACCGAGAGACGCGUGUGCAAAUCCAGGAGUCUGUGCGUGGCAAGGAUGUGUUCAUCAUCCAGACGGUGUCCAGCAAGCAGUGCAAGAUGCGCAAGAGGGGCUCCGUCGUCUCCAAGCUGCUGGCCUCCAUGAUGUGCAAAGCAGGCCUCACGCACCUCAUCGCCAUGGAUCUGCACCAGAAGGAGAUCCAGGGCUUCUUCGACGUCCCCGUGGACAAUCUGCGUGCCUCCCCGUUCCUUCUGCAGUACAUCCAGGAGGAGAUCCCCGAUUACAGGAACGCGGUGAUCGUCGCCAAAUCCCCAGCUUCGGCCAAGCGGGCGCAGUCCUUCGCCGAGAGGCUCCGGCUGGGCAUCGCCGUGAUCCACGGAGAGGCGCAGGAUGCCGAGUCGGACCUGGUGGACGGACGGCACUCGCCGCCUGCGCUCAAGAGCGUGGCUGCGAUCCACCCCGGCCUGGAGAUCCCCUUGCUCAUCCCGAAGGAGAAGCCCCCGAUCACCGUGGUGGGAGACGUGGGGGGCCGCAUCGCCAUCAUCGUGGAUGACAUCAUCGAUGACGUGGUCAGCUUUGUGGCGUCAGCAGAGACCCUGAAGGAGAGGGGCGCGUACAAGAUCUUCGUCAUGGCAACGCACGGCAUCCUGUCCUCGGACGCGCCGAGGCUCAUCGAGGAAUCGGCCAUUGAUGAGGUGGUGGUCACCAACACCGUCCCCCACGAGAUCCAGAAGCUGCGCUGCCCUAAGAUCAAGACGGUGGACAUCAGCAUGAUCCUGUCGGAGGCGAUUCGGCGAAUCCACAACGGCGAGUCCAUGUCCUACCUGUUCCGCAACAUCGGCGUCGACGACUGAGGGGUGGGGGAGCCGCCCCGGUGGACUCCUGCCUUUGGCGCCGGUGACCCUUGAGAGCAGUUGGAGUCGUGUUGGAGCGUCGCCGUCUGUUUGCUGGUGGGGGGUGGGGUCCGUACCCAGCGAGCGUCACUGUGCGUGUCUCGCACACUGUCCUCACUUCUGUUCUUUCCCAUCAGCCUUUGUACUCGCUGCCUCCUCCUGCAGUGCAAUGAGGCACUUCCUUACCACUCCCCCACCCCACCCUCCCGCCGUAGUUCGUUAUUAUAACACUUUGCUUGUAAUCAAGUGGGAAACAACUGCAUUUAUGCAGAUGUGAGCACCUGUACUGUUUAAUGUCAGGUGUGUGUGCGUGCGCGCACACGUGUCACUCGCAGGAAAGGUGCGCCUUCGCAGCAGUGAUAUUUGGGAACAAGAACGUUGGUUUGUUACAGUUUCUUGGAUGGUGUUAAAUAGGAUGUUUUACCGCUAGAAUCCACCUUCAACUCUGGGGACUUCUAACCGUAAACGCACUUCUGGAACCGGCAGAAUGCGGUUGACGGUCAAACGGGAGCUGUGUUACGCCGAACUGCAGACGUGCUCUUCUUUUAAGCGUGAGCUGAUAUCCCGUGGGGUUUGUUGCUUGCGGUCGACCAUGAGGUCAUGCUGUUCUUUAACCAAAGAUGAUGGCUUUAAAAAGAAAAAGAGAACCCACAAGCUGUGCAAUGGAAAUACAAGCUUUUGUACUAAUUUUUUUUUGCGCAGUUGAAGAAAUAAAGAAAAUUGAGCGUGACAGUGAGUUGCUUCCGCCUUCUCUCUACACUGCUGUGUAACCAGAGCCGUCACCCCCCACUACCAUGCAUUAUUUCU
This is a messenger RNA of Scleropages formosus (Asian bonytongue), 2488 nucleotides long. RefSeq names its product phosphoribosyl pyrophosphate synthase-associated protein 2-like. Gene Ontology annotation, cellular component: cytoplasm; ribose phosphate diphosphokinase complex. The coding region runs from base 671 to 1642 and encodes 323 amino acids. The transcript is spliced from 10 exons. Gene Ontology annotation, biological process: 5-phosphoribose 1-diphosphate biosynthetic process; purine nucleotide biosynthetic process. Lineage: Eukaryota; Metazoa; Chordata; Actinopteri; Osteoglossiformes; Osteoglossidae. The record is from RefSeq and is a predicted model, not a curated record. Gene Ontology annotation, molecular function: magnesium ion binding; ATP binding; ribose phosphate diphosphokinase activity.